AUGUUUUCCCAGGCACACAUUACGCUUCUACCGCGGGAACUACGCAACAUGAUUUACGACGAGCUUCUUGGAAAAAAGACGUACAUUUACGAUGACGAAGCAGGUAAGCUCAAGCAACCCGAUAGCACAUCAGUAUAUCUGGCGUUUGCACUAUUGUGCAGGAUUAUUCAUCACGAAAUGUACGACUAUGCAUUUCGAAACAAGACUUGUACUUUCAAACCCAUCCAAGCACAUGAGCGACACUACACAUGGCCGAACGAUUUUGGGUGGCAGUUCUUCGCUCGACGACAAGCUGAAGAGAUGCUACUUAUGAUAUUGCGCCGCUACAUUACCGAUAAUGUCCAAGACAAGCUGUUGUACCAUCACCCCCAAUUUCGCCGACUUCUGAACUGUAUUCUUCGAGAUCGUUGUCCCUCUCCUCUACUUGGUCAACGGUGCGGAGAGGCGCCAUCACUCCAAACAUACUUUAUGCGACAUGCACUCCGUCUGAUUCUAGAAUGGUCGCCUCCACUCGAUGAGAAAAUUUUAGAGAUGUUGAACACAAUGUCGAAGACAGAUCUCAUACCUUGGGUGGUCCCUAGUCAUCACACAGUUUCAGAGGGACAAAAGAAUCACGAGAGGAACAUGGUAACCUGCUUCCAUUCCAAGGGCAAACCCCCGAAGAAUCGAGACUCCAAAUAUUGCUUCUCCGCUGCUGCGGGUACUAUCAGGUUUCUGCACAGCAUGCCGAUAGAAGCGCGAUCGCGUCUGCGUAGAAUAAUCAUCGUGGAGAAUCAACCCUCUGUUGCGCAUCCACAAUGCCAUGCACAGGGCUUGAUUUCAUUCUGUCUCGAAAAACCCCAGCUUCGUAUCGAACGCCGUAUUGACCUCUCAAAGUGCGCAUUCCAAUGCCAAUGGUUCAAAUCGAGAUAUCAACUAUAUGCUGAGCUCUGGCCUCCAAACAAAGACUACACCAACAAUCCACGCGAUAUCCCACAUGCCAUUUCCAGCAUCACAUCUUGGCUUGUGGAAGCAAAAGCCUUGGCUUCACAAGGCAUGCCUCACGACGCCUUCACCCUCGUCUUGGAAGAUUUAUCCAGUACAGAGCUUGGUUUCGCCAUCUUUCAAGAACUGAAAUGGGUUGCAUGCGUCCAGCUCUUAUUUGAGUUGGACAUUGAAGCAUUGCAUGCAGUCCACGCGCCGGCGUGGACCGAACAGAUCAAAUGUAGCUGGUAUAAUUAUCGAGGAUUUCCCCAAGACGCCGAAGAUACCAUCAGCAGGAAGUCUAUCGUUAGGUGCAACUUUGAAACGGGCGGAUCUUGGAUCGCGGACGAGAUGGCAAAACCGGGUGGCAUGUCUGCUGAUGCACUGAGGACCAUCUUGAGAAAUAUCGUGCUACCUAAUUUUACUAUGUGUCUGUGA
Messenger RNA from Pyrenophora tritici-repentis Pt-1C-BFP, 1401 nucleotides. RefSeq lists its product as uncharacterized. The record is from RefSeq and is a predicted model, not a curated record. Lineage: Eukaryota; Fungi; Ascomycota; Dothideomycetes; Pleosporales; Pleosporaceae.